UUUUACCAUUUUGUUUUCUCAUAAUGGGCUAUGUAAUCUUUUUUGAGCAUUUGUUUGCCUUGUGAGGCUACAGCACUCGAAGAAUCAUCACAGUCCAAGGAUCCUUUCUUUCUUCUAGAACUUGCAUCUAUUCAAAAUCCUCCCAGUGGUAGUAUGGCGUUUCUUCUACUCUCUUCCUUCCUUCUUUUAUUCAUAUUUCUUUUGUUUUAUCUCUGCUGUCUGCUUUUAAAAAGUAUAGUCUUACCACCUGCUAGUUUUCUAUUUAACAUCUCAGGCAAUACCGGUCCUGCUUUUGAUUGGCAACGGAUGGUUGAUUGUGUCAAGCUACUUGGCUCAAUCGGGGAAAAGAUAUCCUUCGGAUCUUUCAUUGGCAAGCUUCGGUUCAGAGGUUCUGGAAUCCCCUGUAAAAUUGCAUUUUCUGGAGCUGGGACAAGAGAUAUUUAUGUGAUACCAAUUGCAAGGGAAAUAUCUGGUAAAUUGCUACUUGUGGAACGACAUCCGUUACACUCUAGAAAAGGAGUUGUAAUUGCCAUUGCUCCAUUGGCUGGAUUGGAUCCCAAGAUAGACGAGGAGCAUCCUACAUGGUUGCUAGUGCAUCUUAGAGACUUUGAGCCAAGACUCCGAUCAGAUGAAACCAAAACACUCGACUCCCAUACAUCACUCCCUGAACAAGGAAGAUGGAUACUUGGAUUUUUGAGCGCCAAAGAUUGCAAGGCUGCUUUCUCGGUGAUACUCGAGGAAACUAGAAAACAGAGGUCCUUUGUGGAGAACUUGGUUGCUCCGGUACUGGAAGAGAAAUUGUUCAAAUAGUCGUCAACAAAAUGCUAGGGCAGUUUGAAUGCCGAGUAACAGCUCCUAUAACCCACAACACAUUAAUAAUACCCUGUACAUCUCCUCCUUGUUCUUGUUGAUGAAGCUAAUUAGAUUAUAAGCACGCCUUGUGGUUUUCUAUUCCCUCCAUGUAUUAUAUCUGCCUCUCUAGCAGCAAUGACAAAAACAACACAACGUAUUGAUAAAA
Molecule: messenger RNA, 1018 nt
Organism: Coffea eugenioides
Lineage: Eukaryota; Viridiplantae; Streptophyta; Magnoliopsida; Gentianales; Rubiaceae
Product: protein TRANSPARENT TESTA 9-like
Exons: 4
Coding region: 154-810 (218 amino acids)
Biological process (GO): endosome to lysosome transport; regulation of autophagosome maturation; endosomal transport
Cellular component (GO): late endosome; endolysosome membrane
Source: RefSeq, a predicted model, not a curated record